AUGAGAUUUAGAAAGGACACUGCACAGAACCAGAUGUCUCUCCAUGAUCGCUUGAUUCAUGUUUACCACUUUACAAAGGACAUUGCACAGAACGAGAUGGUCCCUGAUGAGGAGUUUUCAAAGGUACUCGACCCACAACUUGUAUCUAUUUCAAGGUCACUAGAGAGGGCUGUGGCUAGAAUUAAUGGUUCUUUAUUUUGCUUCCUCAUCGAUACCCUUUUGUUUGUGCAGUGGAAGUUUGCAUUCUUGUCACUUGGUCGUCCAGAGUACUUGUAG
This is a messenger RNA of Prunus armeniaca (apricot), 276 nucleotides long. The record is from the annotation of a GenBank genome assembly. Lineage: Eukaryota; Viridiplantae; Streptophyta; Magnoliopsida; Rosales; Rosaceae.